AUGGAGUCUGGUCGGAGAAGUAUACUGGCUGACAUCGUCGCCCAGACUAUCGACUGCGCCUAUCUCAUUCGCGAAUAUUCGUUGGACAACAGCUUUUUUAUCCGAGCAGUAAAGGGGGUACUAUCUGUUAUCGACGACAAGAUCAAAGCGUACCAAGACACGAUCGCCGCGCUCAUUGUCGCGUUUGACCAGCACACCAAUGUUAGCGUUGAGAAGCAAGUAUUCCGUGUGCUCCAAGUUGUCGAAACCAUUGGUAUGUCUUCGUCACUACAGGAGCUUACGCACAUUUCCGGUGCCGGUCUGAUUACCGAUCGCCAGUGUCUGGAUGGGACACGCGUCCAGGUCAUUGACCAGAUUACUCACUGGAUCAACAGCGUAGAUGACCCUCGACGCGUAUUCUUCCUCUGCGGCCAGGCAGGGACGGGCAAGUCCUCGAUCGCACAUACCAUCGGCUUUCAUUUCAAAUCCAUAGGCCGUCUAGGUGCUUUCUUUGGAUUCGACCAUGCAUCGCCUCGAGAGGAACGCCUCACUCACGUUCUACUCACCGUUGCACAUAAUCUUGCUGGGUGGGAUGCCCACUUCCGUCGAGAGUUAGCCGCUGUUAUCAGAAAAGAUCCUACACUUGCUGGGACAACUGAUAUACCCCAGCAGUGGAAAAAGCUGCUAUGUGAACCCAUGACGAAAUUAGCUGAUUCUACUUGUGGCCCUAUCGUCAUCAUCCUCGACGCGCUAGACGAGAGCGGCGAUCUAAGUCGUCGCAAAAAUCUUCUCUCGCUCUUGACAGACGGUGCUACCAAUCUACCACGCAAUGUACGCAUCGUCGUUACAUCCCGCUUAGAGGACGAUGUUCGUCGCUGUAUCCUCAACAAAGACGCCAACCCCAUUUCGCACAUGCUCAUGGAUAAAGUCAUCAACACCACCGACGAUAUCCUUACCUAUGUCCGUCAUGAGAUGAUGCACUCCGACGAUUACGAGGAACAUCUUGACAGCGAGCAGUGCAAAAUGCUUGCAACAAAGGCCGAAGGGUUGUUUCAGUGGGCCUCUACGGUCUGCAAAUAUCUAAGAGGUAACAAUGAGAUUGGCCUGCUUCUCGAGGAGAGACUGGAUGACAUUUUGGAAGUGUCGCCUAACCUGGGAGAUGCGGCACCGCUCGACAGACUGUACAUGAACAUACUUCAUAGUCUAGUCCCGGAUGAUGUGCGAGCCAUGACGCGCUUCAAAUCUGUUGUUGGUCAAGUCUUGGCCUGCGUGGAGCCUGUGUCCAUCGAGACUCUGAAAGAUAUUCGCUCGCAGAUCCCGGGCAUCGAGAGUAGCUCCAAGGAUGUCGACGCAAUCCUUCCGGCUAUGGGCUCGUUAUUCAGUGGCAUUUCAGAUCAGACCGCUCCCCUACGACCGUUACAUACUUCCUUGCGCGAAUUUUUGACGACUCCCGGACGUGGUGGUCGAUUCUAUGUUCAUUUAACUGAAGCGCAUGAUACACUUGCUCUAUGCUUGCUACGAGUUAUGACAAGAGGGUUGAGGUUCAAUAUCUGCUCAUUUCCCUCAUCAUUCCGCAGAAACAGAGACCUCCCUGAACUUGCGAACCGGGUUAAAACCAACAUCUCGCCUACACUCCAGUACGCUUGCCGGUUCUGGGCAUAUCACACGUCUCGGGCGACAACAGCGGGUUGUGAUGCCCUAUUGGAUGAGCUCAAGUCCUUUCUUCACGGUUUCUUCUUGUUCUGGAUCGAAGCACAAAGUCUGAUGGGAACAGUCUCAACGGUGCCGGCCUCCAUCGCGGCUGCUGGCCGAUGGAGGUCAAAAAUCCAUGGCCUCAUCAUCGAUUUCUUAUCGGAUGCGCAGAUUUUCAUUCGAGUCUUCGCGGCCAUUAUCUCUCAAUCAGCUCCGCAUGUGUAUCUGUCAGCAUUGGCAUUCUCACCUAAGGCAUCGCACCUCUUCACCUUAUAUGCGGGUCGGUUUCCUCAUAUACCCCAUAUUCUGGCGGGGCAUGCUGAAAAAUGGCCUGCUACGCAGCAAGAAAUGCGUGGUCACAGAGGUACAGUCCUUUCGGCUGCAUUCUCGCCAGACGGAAGACGCGUCGUCUCUGGCUCUUCAGACUCGACGAUCCGGAUCUGGGAUGCAGAGACGGGCGAUGCGGUGGGUGAGCCAUUGCGCGGUCACACGGGUUGGGUCUGGUCCGUCGCAUUCUCGCCUGACGGGAGACACGUCGUCUCUGGCUCUAAUGACUCGACGAUCCGGAUGUGGGAUGCAGAGACGGGCGAUGCGACGGGUGAUGCGGUGGGUGAGCCAUUGCGCGGGCACAGAAAUUGGGUCCGGUCGGUCGCAUUCUCGCCUGACGGGAGACACGUCGUCUCUGGCUCUAAUGACUCGACGAUCCGGAUCUGGGAUGCAGAGACGGGCGAUGCGGUGGGUGAGCCAUUGCGCGGGCACAGAAAUUGGGUUUGGUUGGUCGCAUUCUCGCCUGACGGGAGACACGUCGUCUCUGGCUCUAAUGACUCGACGAUCCGGAUCUGGGAUGCAGAGACGGGCGAUGCGGUGGGUGAGCCACUGCGCGGUCACGCGGGUUGGGUCAAUUCGGUCGCAUUCUCGCCUGACGGGAGACGGAUCGUCUCUGGCUCUUCAGACUCGACGAUCCGGAUCUGGGCAGAGACGGGCAACGCGGUGGGCGAGCCACAGCGCGGUCACACGGAUGGGAUCACUUCGGUCGUAUUAUCCUCAGACGGGAGCCACCUUGUGUCUGGUUCGAGCGACUCGAAUAUCCGCAUCUGGGACGCAGAUAUGAUGGCCAUCACGAGUACACACCCAUCCCAGCUCCCACUUAGUCCCUUUAAUGAUCUACGAUCAAUGCGAAUCAUGCCCGAUGGUUGGCUUGUCAAUGCAAACGACGAAUUAUUCCUUUGGAUCCCCGUGGAGUAUCGUCAAGGGUUACACUGGCCUUAUACGAAGAUAUUUAUCGGGAGGUAUCGGAGUGCUGUUUUGGACCUACGAGAUUUUGCUUAUGGUCCGUCGUGGGCGAGGUGCAUAGAAAUGUGA
This is a messenger RNA of Stereum hirsutum FP-91666 SS1, 3033 nucleotides long. Its product is annotated as WD40 repeat-like protein. Gene Ontology annotation, biological process: nuclear migration; vesicle transport along microtubule; establishment of mitotic spindle orientation. NCBI's taxonomy places the organism in Eukaryota, Fungi, Basidiomycota, Agaricomycetes, Russulales, Stereaceae. Gene Ontology annotation, molecular function: microtubule plus-end binding; dynein complex binding. The coding region runs from base 1 to 3033 and encodes 1010 amino acids. The record is from RefSeq and is a predicted model, not a curated record. Gene Ontology annotation, cellular component: microtubule associated complex; cytoplasmic microtubule; kinetochore. The transcript has 5 exons.